Entelurus aequoreus (snake pipefish) is the source of this 4419-nucleotide messenger RNA. Its product is annotated as guanine nucleotide exchange factor VAV2-like. NCBI's taxonomy places the organism in Eukaryota, Metazoa, Chordata, Actinopteri, Syngnathiformes, Syngnathidae. The record is from RefSeq and is a predicted model, not a curated record. The coding region runs from base 1 to 2331 and encodes 776 amino acids. Gene Ontology annotation, biological process: regulation of GTPase activity; intracellular signal transduction; cell migration. Gene Ontology annotation, cellular component: cytoplasm. The transcript is spliced from 28 exons. Gene Ontology annotation, molecular function: guanyl-nucleotide exchange factor activity; protein binding.
AUGUUAUAUCCUAAAAUCAAAGUAAUAUCUACUCUGUCGAGGAUCUCCCAUCACAGCAUUGCACAAAUCAAAGGAAUCAGGCCUUUCCCUACGGAGGACACAGCCUUGAACGAGGACGAUGUCUACCGGAGCCUCGAAGAGCUGGCAGAUGAGCACGACCUGGGAGAAGAUGACAUCUACGACUGUGUGCCGUGCGAGGACGACGGCGACGACAUCUACGAGGACAUCAUUAAGGUGGAAGUACGACAACCCAUGAAAAUGGGAAUGACGGAAGACGACAAGAGGAAUUGUUGUUUGGUGGAGAUCCAGGAGACCGAGGCCAAGUAUUAUAAAACCCUAGAAGAUAUUGAGAAGAACUACAUGAUCCCGCUGAGACACAUCUUGAGUCCGCAGGACAUGGAGGCGAUCUUCGUUAACCUUGAGGACGUGAUCAAAGUACACUUUGCCCUCCUCCGAGCCAUCGACCUCAACAUGGUCACUGGAGGAAAUGGCCUGGGAAAGAUCUUCCUGGACUUCAAAGAAAGGUUGUUGAUCUAUGGACAGUACUGCAGCCACAUGGAGAACGCCCAGAAAACACUGGAUGAACUAAUAGCAACGCGAGAAGAAGUCAAGAUCAAAGUGGAGGAAUGUACAAUGAAAGUGCAGGAGGGCAAGUUCAAGCUGCAGGAUCUUCUGGUGGUUCCCAUGCAGCGAGUACUCAAGUAUCACCUACUACUGAAGGAACUUCUGAGUCACUCCGCAGACCGACCAGAGAGACAACAACUAAAGGAGGCCCUUGAAGCUAUGCAGGACUUGGCCAUGUACAUCAACGAGGUCAAGCGGGACAACGAGACACUGAAGAAAAUUAGCGAAUUCCAAAGUUCUAUAGAAAAUCUUCAGCAGGUGAAGCUGGUGGAGUACGGGAGGCCAAAGAUAGACGGAGAGCUGAAGGUUUGCUCCAUCGUCAAUCGUACUAAACAGGACCGGUAUAUAUUCCUGUUUGAUAAAGUUGUAAUUGUCUGCAAGAGGAAAGGUUACAGCUACGAGCUCAAAGAGAUUAUCGAACUGCAGUCUUAUAAAAUGUCCGACGAUCCCAUGAACAACAGAGACAUGAAAAAGUCAAGUGGAAAAAUGUGGUCUUAUGGCUUCUACCUGAUCCACCUGCAAGGGAAGCAGGGCUUCCAGUUCUUCUGUAAAACGGAAGAAACAAAAAGGAAAUGGAUGGAACAGUUUGAAAUGGCCAUGUCCAACAUCAAGCCUGAGAGAGCCACGGCCAACCAGCAUAACUUCCAAAUGCACACAUUCGAUAAGAACACCAACUGUCGAGCUUGCAAGAUGCUGCUGAGGGGCAUCUUCUAUCAGGGUUACUUCUGUUCUCGGUGUGGAACAGGAGCACACAAAGAGUGUCUGGAAGUGAUCACCAUCUGCAGGAUCAAUCCUCAUGACUUGGAACCUGGCAUGUCUUCAGGUCCCAAGAUGGUAGCAGUGAGAAACUACCACGGCACACCCACGCCCCCAGGAAAGAUGCCGCUCUCCUUUCAAACAGGAGACUAUAUUGAGCUGCUGAAAGGAGACCCUGACACUUCGUGGUGGGAGGGAAGGUUAAUACAAACACAAAAAAGUGGCUUCUUCCCCAGUUCCUGCGUUAAACCUUACCUAGACCCAAAGCCUUUCCAGUCAUUAUCCAGCCGGCAGUCAUCGAGGGAUGCAGACUACUACGGAUAUCCUUGGUUUGCAGGGAACAUGGAGCGCCAGCAGGCUGACAACCUCUUAAAAUCCCACAGUAGCGGGACCUACCUCAUCAGAGAGAGGACGGCUGAAGCGGAGAGGUUCGCCAUCAGCAUCAAAUUCAAUGACGAAGUCAAACACAUCAAAGUGGUGGAGAAAGACAGCUGGAUCCACAUCACCGAGGCCAAGAAGUUUGAGAGCCUUUUGGAGCUGGUGGAAUAUUAUCAGUCCCAUUCGCUCAAAGAAAGCUUCAAGCUGCUCGAUACCACAUUGCGAUACCCCUACAAAUCGAGGGAACGCUCGCUAACGAGGGCCAGCCCACGCUCGCCGGCAGCCACCUGCGCCUCCUACAACUUCUCCUUCCUCAGUCCACAGGGCCUCAACUUCUCUUCCUCGCCAAGCUCGGCUCCCUUUUGGUCAGUGUUUACUCCUCGCGUGGUCAGCACAGCGGUGGCCAGGUAUAACUUCGCAGCCCGGGACAUGAGAGAACUGUCACUACGGGAAGGAGACGUCGUCAAAAUCUACAGCAAGAUCGGCGGAGACCAGGGCUGGUGGAAGGGCGAGGCGAACGGACGAAUUGGAUGGUUUCCCUCGACCUACGUGGACGAAGAAGGAGUCCAGUAAAGAUGUCAAAACAAAACAAAAAGUCAGGAACCAUCAGUCUGCUGAUUCUCGGAGAAAAACUCCGCACUCUGCAGGAAACAUUUUUUUUGUUGAUGCCGGAUCGCGAGCGCCUUUCCCAUUCCUUUUGCUUGUGUUCGACUUUUUUCAAGCACUCCCCCGUUUCGUUCGUGUACAGCCGAGAGGGGAAAACGUGGCUUGCUGUUUGAUCUGCAAAGGCUUAGACAAAAAGAAAAACAGCUUUACGUGGAGGAAAAGGAAAGGAAAAAAAAAAUGUCCUUGCGGACCUCUGCGAGGUGGAAUAAAUGUACAGUAUAGAUAAUUUAUUGAAUAGAUAUUAUUACCAUGACUGUUGUUAUUGUGCGGAUUUUAGCAACGAAAAAAAAAAGAAUCUGCAGAGAAACGAAAAUAAGGGAAAAAAAAAAUAAAUAAAGACGGCUGCUCUUUUUUUUUUUUUUUUCACCAGGUUGACAGAUUUUUUUGCCUUAGUUGUCAUGGCGAUGCCUUGUGGGCUGACUCCGGUGGAGGGAAUAGACUUUUGUGGCCCUGGCUCGGCUCCUCACGUAUGCAUGUGUCCGGGUGCGGCCCACACAAACACAAACAAACACACACAAAUUGUACAGUUCGGUGCCUUCUGAGAGAACGCUGAGUGGAACCUCCGCAAGCAGCCGGUUUAAAGAACGUUGAUGGACGUUCCUCAAAACAAAACGGAGCAUUCGUGCACAUGCAACAAAGCGUCGGCGGACUUGAAUGCAACACGGUGAAGUUGACAACAAGCAGCCAUGUCGUGCCAAAGGAAACAAAACUUCACACUUUUUGGCCUGCAUGAACUUUCAUUUCUUCGUAUUUUGCCUUAUUUGAUUAGGGUCUUUUCUGAGGGUUUUUUUUUUUCUCCACCUCUUUGGUGAUGUGACCACUUCACUGCCAUUAGGAGAAGUGUGUGCACACACACUCGCACGACAGUUGAGGGGGUGUGAAGUCAGUGCCAAUUUACCUCCAGUGACUACUGAGCAUACUUCAGGGGUGUCCAUUGUAGCCCUGCAGAUCAUUUUUUAUUGGCCCUUAACCCUGUGAUGCAUGAAAUAUGACAACCUACUAUCUAAUCGAUACUACUAUGAUUACGUCAACAUUUUUUAACAUCACAAAAUCUACUUUCGUUUUUUUUAAAUUCAUAUUGUCAGGUUCAAACACUGACGACAUUUAUUAAACAAGACAAGAAGCAAAGAAUUAAGCAGAGACAGAAUUCAAUUUGGUUCAAUUUGAGGAGAGACGCCUGGACACUGUACCUUUUGCACAGUGUCUCAGCACACUCUGAGCAGCUCAUUUUUAUUGGCCCUUAUCAACCCUGUGAUGCAUGAAAUAUGACGACCUAAUUCAGGACAUAGGCGCCGAUCUGCCGAUCAAUCAAUCUUUAAAAUGAUUUUUGAAUAACCAAUUCUGUUGUUAAUUUAGUGGUGAGUUUGGUCCGUUUUACAUAAUAAAAAACUCAUAAAUCAUAUAGUUUAGGAUUAACAAAGCCUAAUCAAGUCUUCAUUGUGCCCGACAACAAACUAAUGACACAAUCAUCUUGACUUUCAACACACUGCACAACAGUGAAUGAAGGCAUACUUAGUCACACCAAGAGUGGCAGUGUGAACAAUGCCAACACUGUCAUAAACAUGUGCCAUAUAGUGAAACCGCACUAAUCAACAACGACAAACACAUUUUGGAAGAAUAUUUGCAAACAACACAACAUAAACACCACAGGAUGAAUUCCCAGAAUUCCCUGCAGCAUCUACACCUAACAUCCACUGUGAUGAUACCGCGUACAAUAGCGUAUCUAAUCCAUACUACUAUGAUUACGUCAACAUUUUUUAACAUCACAAAAUUAUUUUCUUUCGGUUUUUUAAAAUUCAUAUUGUCAGGUUCAAACACUGACGACAUUUAUUAAACAAGACAAGAAGCAAAGAAUUAAACAGAGACAGAAUUCAAUUUGGCUCAAUUUGAGGAGAGACGCCUGGACACUGUACCCUUGCACAGUGUCUAAGCGAGCUCUGAGCAGCUCAUUUUUAUUGGCCCUUAUCAACCCUGUGAUGCAUGAAAUAUGACGAC